UCUCUCUCCCGGGGCGGAGCGGAGUGUGAGUAUCUUAGCUUAGCGUCGAGGACAGCGAGACUAGCGGCAGUGCAGACAUGGGGAACCGGGGGAUGGAGGAUCUGAUUCCCCUUAUUAACAAACUCCAGGACGCCUUCAGCUCCAUCGGGCAGAGCUGCAACCUCGACCUGCCGCAGAUAGCUGUGGUCGGCGGCCAGAGCGCUGGGAAGAGCUCGGUGUUGGAGAACUUUGUCGGAAGAGAUUUUCUUCCUCGAGGGUCUGGUAUCGUCACUCGUCGUCCGCUCAUCCUCCAGCUGGUCAACAACCAAGCAGAGUAUGCAGAGUUCCUCCACUGUAAGAGCAGGAAGUUUGUGGACUUCGAGGAGGUUCGUCAGGAGAUCGAGGCAGAGACCGACCGCCUGACCGGAUCCAACAAGGGCAUCUCUGCUGUCCCCAUCAACCUCCGCGUGUUCUCCCCUAACGUUCUGAACCUGACCCUGAUCGACCUGCCGGGAAUGACCAAGGUUGCCGUGGGCGACCAGCCGGUGGACAUUGAGCAACAGAUCAGGGAGAUGCUGAUGCAGUUCAUCACCAAGGAAAGCUGCCUCAUCCUGGCCGUAACCCCCGCCAACACAGACCUGGCCAACUCUGACGCCCUCAAGAUCGCCAAGGAGGUCGACCCGCAAGGGUUAAGGACCAUAGGCGUCAUCACCAAGCUGGACCUGAUGGACGAGGGAACGGACGCACGAGACAUCCUGGAGAACAAGCUGCUGCCGCUACGCAGAGGCUACAUCGGGGUGGUGAACCGCAGUCAGAAGGACAUCGACGGCAGGAAGGACAUCAAGGCGGCUCUGGCAGCAGAGAGGAAAUUCUUCCUGUCGCACCCUGGAUACAGACACCUGGCUGAGCGCAUGGGCACCCCUCACCUGCAGAAGACCCUCAACCAGCAACUGACCAAUCAUAUCCGGGACACGUUGCCGGGGUUACGCAGCAAGCUGCAGAGCCAGAUGCUGUCCCUGGAGAAGGAGGUGGAGGAGUACAAGAACUUCCGCCCCGACGACCCCACACGCAAGACCAAGGCCCUGCUGCAGAUGGUGCAGCAGUUCGGGGUUGACUUUGAGAAGUGCAUCGAGGGGUCAGGUGACCAGGUUGACACUGCCAACCUAUCAGGAGGAGCCAAGAUCAACCGCAUCUUCCACGAGCGCUUCCCAUUCGAGCUUGUCAAGAUGGAGUUUGAUGAGAAGGAGUUGAGGAAGGAGAUUAGCUAUGCCAUCAAGAACAUCCACGGAGUCAGGACAGGCCUGUUCACCCCUGACCUGGCCUUCGAGGCCAUAGUGAAGAAGCAGAUCGUCAAGCUCAAGGAGCCGUGUCUGAAGUGCAUCGACAUGGUUAUUCAGGAACUGGUCAACGUGGUCCGACAGUGCACCAAUAAGGUACUGCAUGCAGCAUGGUUGGUCUGGCAGGGAGCCAAUGAGGUGCUGCAUGCAGCAUGGUUGGUCUGGCAGGGAGCCAAUGAGGGUGCUGCAUGCAGCAUGGUUGGUCUGGCAGGGAGCCAGUGAGGAGCAUCAUGGAUCCUGAUUGGUCAGGCAGUGGACCAAGCAGGUACUGUGGGAAGCUUGUUGGUAUCGAGCAGUGAACUAAAAGCUUUGUGGGUCCUGAUUGGUCAGGCAGUCAACCAGUAAGGUGCACCAUUUAUCCUGAUUGGUCAGGGCAGUGAACCAAUGAGGUGUUUAAUAAUGGUGACCGCACAUGCAGCCCAUUUCUCUGGUGUGGCUGAAGCCAUUUGUUGUUGGUGUCGUGUUAGUCUCGUCAUCUUCCAUUGGCUAGGCUUAGCCUGGGGAUCAAUGGUCAUGUGACUUGGCCAGGAAGUGGUGGAAAGUUUCCACCAAUCACAGGCAGAAAGAGUUAUUCAUUUCCUGUUCCUGUUUUGGAAGGACAGUUCCUGCAGCUUUUCUUGGUGUACACGUCUGACAAUCUAAAACUAACUAAA
Molecule: messenger RNA, 1969 nt
Organism: Osmerus eperlanus (European smelt)
Lineage: Eukaryota; Metazoa; Chordata; Actinopteri; Osmeriformes; Osmeridae
Product: dynamin-2-like
Biological process (GO): synaptic vesicle endocytosis
Cellular component (GO): membrane; cytoplasm; synapse
Molecular function (GO): microtubule binding; GTPase activity; GTP binding
Source: RefSeq, a predicted model, not a curated record